AUGCCAUCAAUUUACCGCUCCCCAUAUCCAGAUCUGGAUAUCAAAUCUAUUGAUUUGAUAUCCUAUCUGUUCUCAAACCCUCUCAACACACCCCUGGACCGUCCUUUGUACAUCAACGCUAUCUCAGGAGAGCAAUAUACUCUCGGAGAUGUGAUUCAACGCACACGCUCUCUGUCCAAUGGGCUUCGACAAAUUAUUGGCGUGAAGCCCAACGAUGUUGUGGCAUUGCUGAGCCCCAACACAAUCGAUUACCCUGUGGUAUGCCAUGCAAUUAUCGGCUCCAGAGCUAUCGUUGCUCCAACCAGUGCAGCCUUGACCGCACUUGAGCUGAAUGCUCAACUCACGACUAGCGGAGCCAGGUUCAUCAUUGUCCAUUCAUCUUUGCUGAACACUGCCCAAAAAGCAGCAAAGGGAACAUCCAUUGAGAAGAUCGUCUUGAUAGAUGGCCAAUCACUAGUCAAUGGUCAACCUACAUGCAAUUACCUCGCCAGCACAUUUGCCCCCGGUGAUUUCCUCGCUAUCGAUCCGUCCGAGACAGAUCACCAACCGGCAUUCAUCUGCUUUUCAUCUGGAACGUCAGGUGCAGCCAAGGGUGUUGUCACAACACACAAGAACAUCACCUCAAAUCUUCAGCAAUGGCGCCACUAUCUAGACGGUGGUCUUCCCUCCCAGCGUCCAGCAAGAAAAUCCGCUAUCGCAUUCCUGCCAUUUAGCCAUAUCUAUGGACUCAACCUGUUCAUGUGUCAGUGUUUGGUGUGGGGCACAACAGUGGCCAUCAUGCCCAAAUUCGACCUCGAUCUGUACCUCAGUUGCAUCCAGAAAUACCGACCCGACGAGUUGUCAUUGGUGCCGCCCAUUGCUCUGAUGUUGGUCAAGGAUCCCCGGGUUUCCAAGUACGAUCUCAGCAGCGUCCGCAAGAUCAUGUCCGCCGCUGCGCCCCUUACCAUCGAAUUAGCCACCGCCCUCGAAGACAAGCUCACAGCUAUUGCCAAGACACAGGUAUUCUGUACCCAGUCAUGGGGUCUGACAGAGACAUCGCCCCUGGCGACCAUCGUCCCAAGUGACCGCAUGGAUAAGCGGAACACGGGCGUGGGCUGUCUUGCCCCGAACAUGGAGCUCCGCUUUGUGGAUCCCGAGUCCAUGAAAGACGCAGCGGUCAAAGCUGACGGGUCCACAGAGGCUGCGGAGAUCUGGUGCCGUGGUCCAAACGUGGUUAGCGGCUACUACAACAAUGAGAAAGCGACAAAAGAGUCAUACCACGUGGACGAGGAUGGAACGAGGUGGUUCCGCACCGGCGAUAUCGGCACCAUCGAUCGAGAUGGGUAUGUCGCCAUCCUGGAUCGCAUCAAGGAAAUGAUCAAGUACAAGGGACUUCAGGUCAUCCCUAGCGAGCUGGAGGGAAAGCUCGUCGACCACCCUGACGUGGAGGAUGCGGCUGUGACUGGAAUCUGGGUGGAGGACAAGGCCACUGAGCUCCCGGUUGGCUUUGUGGUUUUGAGUCGCCAAGCUAAGGACAGAGAUCAGAAGGCUGUCCUUGAUGGGAUCCACGCUUGGCUAAAUGAGCGCGUUUCCAACCACAAGCGCCUGCGUGGGGGCAUCCAAGUCUUGACCCAAAUUCCCAAGUCGCCCAGUGGGAAGAUUCUGCGGAGAGAGCUGAGGGAUUUGCUGAAGAGUCAAGUGCAAGUGCCUAAAGCUCGUCUGUGA
Penicillium concentricum is the source of this 1704-nucleotide messenger RNA. Its product is annotated as acyl--CoA ligase. The record is from RefSeq and is a predicted model, not a curated record. Bases 1 to 1704 code for a protein of 567 amino acids. NCBI's taxonomy places the organism in Eukaryota, Fungi, Ascomycota, Eurotiomycetes, Eurotiales, Aspergillaceae. Gene Ontology annotation, molecular function: CoA-ligase activity. Gene Ontology annotation, biological process: secondary metabolic process. The transcript has a single exon.